AUCCGAUGAUGAACUUUUAAGACAUCAACCCGAAGGCAUUGGUGGCUCAAAUUUCCUUUCAAAAUCUGGAUUUGAAGAAAAUUCCAAAAGUUGUCCUGAUGAUAAGAACGUAGUAGAUAAGUCAGAGGAAUGUGUAUACAAUAUUGACAGAUCUGGAUUGAUUACUGGGUGUAGAUCUGGGGCGCACCUUCAGAACUGUGGUAAUAUGACAUGUCCGAAAGGCAAGGUUCAAUGCCCAGACAGUUACUGUAUACCUCUUAUGUUUUUAUGUGAUGGUACUGCACAUUGUCCUAACGCAGAAGAUGAAAUUGAUUGUGGAUGUGACGACUCAGAAAGAGAGGUUCUUAUUGUAUUUGAAAAGGGCGAUGUAAGAGGACCAGAUCUUGAAAUGUUGGUCAAACAACUACACUCACCUAAAAGUAUAAUACGAAGUAUCAAAUAUUCAUCGUACGUACUAUCUGAGGGAAUUGCUUUUACACAUCGCAUGCUUAAUAUACUGGACAAGGAACUGAAACCUUUUGAAUUUAUUGACAGAAAUUACGAGUGUGAAUACAAAAUUUUAGCUAACGACUUCUUGGCAUCAAUACCAUUUACACAAAAUUUUGAAAGGACGAUCUUAUACAUUCAGAGUAGCCCAAUGUCUGAGAAGAUAGGUGAAUUAAUGUUUGGAAACAUAACUGAGAAUCCUAACAUCACCAUUUAUCGUAUUAUGGAAUUGUCUGAUGUUAUUGAAAAAAAUGAAUUCAAUUUUGUUAUUGAUGUGCGAGUCAGUCAUUGGAAAAUCUUUUCUUCAUUAGCAUCACGGUAUCUACCAGGACUAUGUAAAGAGAAGUUUUCGACAGCAUGUGAAGGUUAUUACAAAUGUUCAUCAAGCAAAAUGUGUCUAAAUCUAGAUCAAGUUUGUGAUGGGGUCCGGGAUUGUAUUUAUGGUGAUGACGAGUUUCUUUGUGAUUUCAUCUGCCCCAAGCAGUGUACAUGUGAAGGGUUUGCAGCAAGAUGCACAACUUUCAAUGACACUGAAAUAACUUCAUAUCCAAAACAAUUACGGUCGUUAGCCCUCCAGGAAAAUAGAGAAACGAAGAACAUAUUGAGUAAAGAUAUUCUACAUUUCCAGUUUUUGUAUAUAUUAAAUGUUAGCAAUUGCAAAAUUGCCCAAAUACAACCGAAUGCAUUCUCGAAACUAAUUAACUUACGAGUUCUUGACCUAAGCAACAAUUUGAUAACAACGUUAUUUCCGUCUGUAUUUAGUGGAUUACAACGUUUGACUAUGUUGAAACUUGAUGGAAAUAGUCACCUGUCUGCAUUAGAAUCAUACACAUUCCAGUUCCUAAAGUCUGUAAGACACCUGCGAAUAUCAUCAACUAAGAUUAAAACCAUUGCCUCAAAUACAUUUGCUGGCUUAAAUCUUGAUUUGCUUGAAAUUCAUUGGCAACUAUUUUGAAAACAUUGAAGAGUUUGGGCUUGGAAAUCUCGCUGUGGAACAGAUUUCUUUCAAAAUUAAUAAAAUUGCUUCUUUUGACAAAGGAAUGUUUACAGGGGUCUCAUCACUAAAGAUUUUACAUACACCAGCCUAUAAAUAUUGCUGUGUCAGACCAAAUCAUGUACCGGAAGGUAAUUGCUUUCCUCAAAAGGAUGAGUUCUCCUCGUGUGAAGACUUGAUGAGAAUAUCAGUGUUACAGACGAUGCUUUGGUUGAUUGGUCUUUGUGCGUUGCUAGGAAACAUUUUGUCAUUUAUUUAUCGUCUGCAGUUCGACAGAGAGCGGUUGAAGCUAGGAUAUGGUAUUUUUGUUACUAACUUAGCAGUAGCUGACUUUCUAAUGGGUAUAUACUUAAUAAUGAUAGCUGUGGCGGAUGCUUUAUUCCGAAAUCGAUAUAUCUUUAUGGAUGACUAUUGGCGAAACAGCACGUGGUGUACUCUCGCUGGCGUUCUUUCUACCUUGUCGUCAGAAGCAAGCGUUGUAUUUCUCUGUUUAAUAACACUAGACAGACUUCUGGUCAUCAAAUAUCCGUUUGGACAAGUUCG
This is a messenger RNA of Ruditapes philippinarum (Manila clam), 2023 nucleotides long. RefSeq lists its product as uncharacterized. Gene Ontology annotation, molecular function: protein binding. Bases 206 to 1441 code for a protein of 411 amino acids. The record is from RefSeq and is a predicted model, not a curated record. The transcript is spliced from 6 exons. Gene Ontology annotation, cellular component: extracellular matrix. Lineage: Eukaryota; Metazoa; Mollusca; Bivalvia; Venerida; Veneridae.